AUGAGCGCGCCAGCGAAGAAGCUUAAGACUGUCAGGCCUAAGGCUCUGGCCUCGCACCCACCAGACUUGGACAUGGUGAAGGCGGCCAAGAAUAUACACGCGGUCGAGAAGGGUGUCCUGGUUGGCGUAGUCAACCACGGCAAAGUUGCGUCUAAAAGUUUCAAGUUGGGCGAGAAAAGCGCUGCUGAACACAAGCCCAAGGCACCGAAGGUUAAGGAGGCUGCAACUCCAAAGAAGCUGAAAGUGGCCAAAAAAACCCGCUAA
This is a messenger RNA of Echinostoma caproni, 264 nucleotides long. NCBI's taxonomy places the organism in Eukaryota, Metazoa, Platyhelminthes, Trematoda, Plagiorchiida, Echinostomatidae. The record is from the annotation of a GenBank genome assembly.